AUGAUCUCGAAGCCCUGGGAAUUAGGCGCAGAAGCCUGGGAGUACAUAGACUCCUUCCCUGCCGAACAACAACCCGCCGCCAUUCUCACGUACCAACGCUUCAACUACAACUCAUACAAAGUGCCCUGCAUUGCCUCCUUCGUGCUGUACGGACUCUUCCUCUUGCUUGUCCUCGCAGCGAGCCUCAACAAUGUCCUCGCUUGGGUCUGUCCGACCACGCAUUCAUCCAUGAAGCAAAAGUCGCGACUCGUCCGCGCUCACAUCUGGGAACACCCACUUAUUACGCAAAAGCACGCCACCGUUGUCAGCUUCCCCUUCCUCCGCUGGCUCACCCUUCAACUUCCUCUGCGUGGUGAGGCUUUCAUCAUCUUCGCCUUCAGCAUGGUCAACUUUGUGCCCCUCGUCGCGUUCUACGACCUUCUGCUCGGCGACCAGCAGAUUUUCUACCCAGGACCGACCAGCAAGCGGGAUCAGAUUCAACGCCACCUGGCAGAUCGGACUGGCAUCCUGGGCACCGCCCAACUUCCGCUCCUCAUCAUGAUGGCAAGCAAGCGAACGCCGCUCGCCAUCGUGAGCGGACUGGGCAUGGACCGACUGAUGCUGUACCAUCGAUGGAUUUCGAGGUGGUUCUGGGCGCACAUCUUCAUCCACACGGUCGUGUGGACGGUGGUCUAUGCCCAGAGCGAAGGCGUGGCAGUGAUGCUUGCCGACACGUACGUCAAGUGGGGCUGUGUCGGCUUCAGCGCCAUGUGCGCUCUGGUCUUCUUGUCACUUCGAUCUCUGAGGCAGCGAUUCUACGAGGCUUUUGUCAUGAUUCACAUUGUCAUGGCUCUCCUCGCCAUCGUUGGCACCUAUCUGCACAUCAAACUGGCCGAUGCUUCCGAGUUCGACAUCUUCCGAGUCAUGACCGAGAUCGCUGCCGUCCUAUGGGCGUUUGACCGCCUCGUUCGCUGGAUUGGUCGCAUCUACCUCUCCUUCUCUUCGCCUCGCCUCACCUCGAAGAACGACUCUUCGCUCGUCAAGUGUGCCUCCGGUCGAAUUCAAUCCUUUGGUACUAGCGCUGAGUACGCAAUGCUUCGCAUUUCCGUGCCAGCCAGCAAGAUUCGACUCGCUCAUCAGCCUCGCUUCAUCGGCGGAAUCGCAGCCGGUGACGACAUUCGGAUCACCGUUCCUCGCCUGCAGUGGGUCGGAGAGCAUCCAUUCACCGUGUUCAACGUCGGCACGACUGGGCAAGAUGCGACGCACGGCUACAUCGAUCUGUUGGUCAAGGCGGAGGCGGGUCUGACGCGAAAGAUCGCUCGUCACACAUCGACCGCCAACGAAGGAGACGAGAAGGACGUCGAGCUGGCUGGCGUCAAGAAGGGCAACUCGGACGUCGCCGUGCUGAUCGAAGGACCUUUCGGUAAGAUUCCCGAGAUUCCGGCGGCGACAACUGAUCUGGUGCUCGUAGCUGGCGGUAUCGCCAUCACCUUCUGCUGGCCGAUAUUCGUCAGCGCGUUCGAGGCUGCGAAGACAGGCAAGUUGCAGAACUGCAAGCUGAUCUGGAUCGUUAGAAAGCAGAGCACCCUGUCACUACUCGAGGAAGCAUUCGCCGACCUGCUCACAAAGAUGCAAGACGGAAAGUCGGAUCGAUGCCGCUUCACGAUGGACAUCUACGUCACUUCGACCGGCGAGUCGACGCAGAUGAGCUCCCUCACCGACUCGGACUCUCCGAUCAAAGAGAAGUCGUCGACUGCUUCGAUCUCGGCUGGACACGAGUCGGACCCCUCUGCAGACAUGUCGGACGACGUCGAGCUGCCUCAAUUGCCAAAGUCGCAGAACGAGGCUAGCAUGCCAUCGGUCGUCUUCGACGACAGAGCCAAUGGCGAUCUGAUCCAAGUAAGCCACUUUUCUGGUCGACCCGCUCCUCUGGCCAGCGCGCUCUUUUCGCACCUCGAAGAGGCCGAGCUUCAAGGAAACCAGGGUAGCCUGACGGUGGCGCUCUGCGGCCCGCCCACCUUGUGCGACGACGUGCGAUUCGAAGCUGUCCGUCUGCUCAAGCGGGGCAUCAACCUGGAGCUCAUCGAAGACUGUUUCACUUGGUGA
Molecule: messenger RNA, 2085 nt
Organism: Kalmanozyma brasiliensis GHG001
Lineage: Eukaryota; Fungi; Basidiomycota; Ustilaginomycetes; Ustilaginales
Product: Ferric reductase transmembrane component-like domain protein
Exons: 3
Coding region: 1-2085 (694 amino acids)
Biological process (GO): intracellular iron ion homeostasis; copper ion import; iron ion transport
Cellular component (GO): plasma membrane
Molecular function (GO): ferric-chelate reductase activity
Source: RefSeq, a predicted model, not a curated record